This is a messenger RNA of Drosophila santomea, 930 nucleotides long. RefSeq names its product nedd8-conjugating enzyme UbcE2M (gene UbcE2M). The transcript has 4 exons. The record is from RefSeq and is a predicted model, not a curated record. NCBI's taxonomy places the organism in Eukaryota, Metazoa, Arthropoda, Insecta, Diptera, Drosophilidae. Bases 179 to 724 code for a protein of 181 amino acids.
GCCAGACUGUUAUCGGGUGCAACCAUCGAUUACUCACACAUAUCGCUUGGCAGAAACAAGGAAAGGAAAGAAAGUAAAGUGACUUUUAACAUCAGAUCUAUUGUAAACGGCAAAAAACGAUACUUUCGAGCGCAGCCAAACGCAGAAGACGAAACGCCAGCGAGACGAGGACGCCAAGAUGAUUAAACUAUUCACGCUUAAGCAGCAGAAGAAAGACGGCGAGCAAAAGGGCAGUCAGCAGAAGAAAGCGUCCGCCGCCCAGCUGCGCAUACAGAAAGAUAUUAACGAACUGAACCUGCCAAACACUUGCGCCACAGACUUUCCCGAUCCCGAUGACUUGCUCAACUUCAAGCUUAUCAUCUCGCCCGAUGAGGGUUUCUACAGAGACGGGCGCUUCGUGUUCAAUUUCCGCGUCGGAUCCAACUAUCCGCACGAGCCGCCCAAGGUGAAGUGCGCCACCCAGGUAUACCAUCCCAAUAUCGACCUGGAGGGCAACGUCUGCCUCAACAUUCUGCGCGAGGACUGGAACCCAGUGCUGAACAUCAACUCCAUCGUCUAUGGCUUGCAGUUUCUGUUCUUGGAACCCAAUCCCGAGGAUCCGCUCAACAAGGAGGCGGCCGACGUCCUGCAGACCAAUCGCCGUCAGUUCGAGAGCAAUGUAAAGAAGGCGAUGCGCGGAGGCUGUGUGGGCGAGACCUACUUCGAGUGUUGUCUGCUCAAGUGAUAUAGGGAAUCCCAAGGUCUCUUACUUUAAGCCUGUCCAUACACACCUCCCAACACCCGCUAACUGAAGAAGAUGAUGCAAACACAGACGAACAUCGGCGACAACAAAUUAUUGUAAUAAACGAAAGCAAAAUCCACAGCGUGCGAAGAAGAAGCCGAGUCAAGUCACCAAUUUCUAGUUUUUAAUACAAUUCAUUUAGCAAUUUC